CCAGGCCACUUGAAUGGUCCUAGAGGUUUAAUGUAUUCAGCAUAGUCAAGCAAUCGCUGCGGCGCUGCCUACUUCCAAUCCGCACAGAUAACACUUUUUUGUUAUUUAUUUUUUUCCUAAGUUUGUUUUCUGUACUUGUGUACAGUUUAGAAUCUAUUCAACAGGUUUGCCAGUACAGAUCUUCCGUUCUUUCGACUUUUAUUAAGUGGAUUUUCGGGAUCGGGACUUUUGGAAACUGUAUGGGCUACCAUGAAGAGUCUUAAAGCGAAGUUUAGGAAGAGCGAUGCCCACGAGUGGAACAAGAACGAUGAGCGUCUCCUAAGUGCGGUGGAACAUGGCGAGGCUGACAAGGUCACCUCACUGCUGACCAAGAAGGGGGCCAGUGCUGUCAAGCUGGACAGCGAAGGCAGAUCUGCUCUACAUGUUGCAGCCACACGGGGGCAGGCAGAAUGUCUGGCAGUGAUUCUGGCCCAUGGGGCCGACGCCUCGGUGAUGGAUGCUUCAGGUUUUAGUGCUUUACACCUCGCUGCCAAAAACAACCACCAGGAGUGUGCCAAAAAGCUGAUACAGAGUAAGUGUGUGAUAGAUGCUCUGGACAGCUCAGGGAAAACAGCCCUUCACCAUGCAGCUGCCAGUGGAAGUGUAGUGAUUGUUCAACUCUUAUGUGAGCACAAGUGUCCUGUGAACCUCAAAGACACGGAGGGGUUCACUCCUUUGCUGCUGUCUGCAAGACAUGCCCAUGCAGAGGUGUGCCGGAGCCUCAUGGACUGGGGGGCUGACGUCAACGCCUGCGACAAGAAUGGCAGAACUGCAGUGAUGCUGGCCAGUGAGAGCAGCUGUGUGGCUGCAGUGGAGAUCCUGGUGCAGCGGGGUGCAGACCUGAAGAUUGUGGACUCACUGGGGCACGAUGUCCUUCACUACGCCAAGCUGUCAGGCAGCUCUGAAGUCAGAGCCGUUCUCACCAGCGCACUGCAGAGGCUCAGUGCUGAUUCAGAUAAGAUGUCACCAAAACCUGUCCAGCAUGAUCAAGUGGCUAGGUUAAGUGCGGACAGAAGCACCACUCCCAAAAAACGAAAAGCACCACCGCCCCCUAUUAGCCCUGUACAGAGCCUUUCAUUGGCUGAUGUGGCCUCACCGCCUUACCUUACCCCAACCACAACUCCACUGUCUAGUAAAAGCGAUACAUCCAAGAAGUUCAAUUAUAAGGAGGAAGAGCUGAAGAGUGCUGCACUGAAGGAAGACAUUGAGAAGCUCCAGGAAGAGAAGAGCAUGCUCCUGGAGACCAUCGAAGAUCUGAAGCAGAUUGUGGAGCAGACUCAGCCCAAGGCAGAGCACUGUGGGAAUGAGGAGUCGUCGUUGGUAGCGACGCUGCAAGCAAAGAUUGCCGCGCUCUCUCUAGAAAAUCAGCAGCUUGCUCAAAUACUGAAGAAACGUCCCACCCCUCAGGGAGAGGAGGGACAAGAUGACUCCCGUCCCAACAGCAUCGAUUCCAACGCCUCCUUUCACUCGACCCGCGCAGAGUUCGACCGCCGCAGUGAUGUCCAGACCCCGACGCUGGAGGAGGAGGAGUUCUCGGACCUGUCUGCACAGGAUGUCAGCAGCAUGUCCCUCAAAAAGGAGGAUGAGGAUGAGGAGGCGAAGGGGGGGAGUGAGGAGGAGAUCCGGCUGCUGAGGGAGGCGCUGCAGAGCCUCCAGACCAAGCUGCAGGAGUCGCGGCUGGAGAAUCAGACCCUACAGGCCAGGCUCACACCGUGUCCCGGUGACGAGGAGAAAAGGGACGAGGGGGGGUCAGAUAGUGAUGUGGAGAUGCGGGCCAAGAUAGCAGAGAUAAAGGAGAAGUACCAGGAGGCAAUGCAGGAGGUGCUGGCGCUCAGGGCAGAGGUUAAGCUGUCCCCGGUGGGGCAAGGGAAUGGCAAUGCGGCACAGGACUUCCAAGAGCUGAAGGCCUCUAUGGAGCAAGAGAUCCAGGAGCUGAAGUCCAAACUGGCCCGGUCCCAGGAGGAGCAGGAGAGGGACGCAAGCCUUAUCCGGGACCUGGAGACCCAGUUGGAGAACAUGGCUAGCCGGCUGUCAGUGGAGGAACGUGAGGAGCUCAAGAGCUCCUACAGCAUGCUGGUGGACAACAUCAACCAGGAAAAGGCCCUGCUGAUUGACAAGUACAAGGAAGCGCAGGAAGAGAUCAAGAUGCUGCAGGAAGCACUGAGAGGCACUGUCCCUGUCGAGGCUGCUGCCAAGGACUUUGAGGAGAUGAAGGCAGAGCUGAGCCAGAUCAUAGAGGGUCUCCAAAGGAGACUGCUGGAGCUGUCACACUCCUACAGUGAGGCCAAGAGCGAGCUUAGUGCUGCCCGGAGCCAGCUGGAAGCAAGGCCUGCAGAAGAGCCUAGAGGUGGGGUGGAUGCGGCCUGUGUCACCAAGGAGCAGCAUGAACGGCAGGUGCAGGACCUGCUGCGCAAGAUGGAGGAGAUGCAGGAUGCAGCAUCCGAGACUGAAGCUAAGUAUCUGGCGGCUCUCAAGGAAAUCGCUCUGCUCAAGCAGGAGGUGGAGAUGCAAGCUCAGAACUCAGUGGCGCUCACAGACCACACCCAGGUGGUGGCCUCUCUGGGGAGCGCCAUCAAGGAGCUGGAGGCCCAGGUCGGGGCUCUGAAGGAGCAGCUGUCCCAGAAGGCCCUGCAGGUGGACGCCUUGCAGAACAGGUUGACGGUUGAGAAGGACGUGACGCCGGACGACUCCGUGUCCAGGCUGGAGCACGAGCAGCUGAGGGAGUCCCUGGAGGGUGAGGUCAAUCAGCUGACCCAGCUGCUGCAGGACGCCCUGAGGAAGCAGGACGAGAUUGCCCUGGAGGCGGCUGCCGCCUGGCAGGAAGUGAAGGAGAGCAGAAGUGAGAGGGAGGCCAUGCAGGAGCAGGCCAAGGCCAGGGAUCAGGAGAAGAGCGAUUUGAACACCAAGUACAAAGAGGCCCAGGAGGUGAUCGUUGACCUGAAGAAACGAACAGAAAGUCUUGUGAGCUCAGAGCAAGAUAAGACUAAAAAGAUUGAGGAUCUGACAAAGGAAGUGAGCAAGCUGAAGGAGGCCCUGAACAGUUUGUCCCAGCUGUCCUAUACCACAGGCACCCCCAAGAGGCAGAACUUGCAAGUUGACUCCCUGCAGCAGCAAGUGAAGCAGCUCCAGUACCAGCUUGCUGAAUCUAAAAAGCAGCACCAUGAAAUUGUGUCCGUCUACCGGAUGCAUCUCCUUUAUGCAGUCCAGGGUCAAAUGGAUGAAGAUGUGCAAAAGGCCUUGAAGCAGAUACUGAUGAUGUGCAAGAUGCCAACAGAAGCCAAGUAAUUUAAAACAACUGUUUACUUCCUGCAUCAGUCAGACUGAAGGAACAUGCAACCUGAUCGUACUGUCUCUUUUUACCUAAAAGUAUAUGUGCACUGUAUCCGUCCACCAAAACCGCAGGUGACUUAUGACUCAGUACACGUUGAAGAUAGGAAAAAAAAAUCUGUAUGUCAGAGCCAGUGCAGUUAUGUGGUUUGUCCUUAAGAGAAAACCUUACUCACAUAAUUGAAAUGAUUGCAUUAAAAUGAUAACAUUCCAUGUCCAGCUGCUGAGAGCACAUAUCAGACAAUUAAUCAGACGAGGAGCUGCAGACCCUUCAACUAGCAGACUGAAACA
Molecule: messenger RNA, 3657 nt
Organism: Megalops cyprinoides (Indo-Pacific tarpon)
Lineage: Eukaryota; Metazoa; Chordata; Actinopteri; Elopiformes; Megalopidae
Gene: rai14
Product: retinoic acid induced 14
Exons: 18
Coding region: 250-3324 (1024 amino acids)
Molecular function (GO): actin binding
Source: RefSeq, a predicted model, not a curated record